GCGGGCGGGGAGCGCCGCUCAAUGGGACGCGGAAGCGCAGGUGGCGCCACGCGCGGCGGCGCCGCGUGCAGGUUAAAAAGUUACAUGAUCUCAGGGAAGCAGUAACCUGUUGUGGGCUUCUUGGAGCAGUAAACCAAUAAUGACCAGAUGAUACCAGUUAAACAGUGUCUGGCAGACAACGUCAUCAUAGUGGCAAUACUACACAAACAACAUCCACGAGCAGGGGACUUUCGUGUUCCCAGCACAGAAGGAAACAUGCCCAGUAUCUUAGCUUCCAGAGUACCUGCAAUUUCUACAUAGAUUUUUCCCAAUCUUGUAAUCAUGUCUGUUAAUGCAACAGAGAGUGAUCCUCCUAGAUUCUUCGUGGGUGGAGAAGAUGGAGAAGAAUUAUUUGAUUCAGCCAGAUCUACAGAUUAUGAGCACUUCUAUGAUCAUGGGGAAGAAGAAGAGGAAGAGUAUGACUCUCCACCAGAAAGACAGAUCGCUGUGGGGAUUUGUUCAAUGGCUAAGAAAUCUAAGUCCAAACCAAUGAAAGAAAUUCUCGAACGCCUCUCCAUGUUUAAGUACAUAACUGUGGUAAUAUUUGAAGAGGAUGUCAUUUUGAAUGAGCCAGUAGAAAACUGGCCUUUAUGUGACUGUCUCAUUUCUUUUCAUUCUAAAGGAUUUCCACUGGACAAAGCAGUUGCCUAUGCAAAACUCAGGAAUCCAUUCAUAAUCAAUGACUUGAAUAUGCAGUAUCACAUACAAGACAGGAGAGAAGUGUACGGUAUUCUGAAAGCUGAAGGCAUUUUACUUCCUCGCUAUGCAGUUCUGAACCGUGACCCAAACAAUCCCCAAGAAUGCAACUUGAUUGAAGGAGAAGAUCAUGUGGAGGUGAAUGGAGAAAUCUUCCAAAAGCCUUUUGUAGAAAAGCCAGUGAGUGCUGAGGACCACAAUGUUUACAUUUAUUAUCCAACAUCUGCUGGAGGCGGGAGCCAGAGGCUCUUUCGGAAGAUUGGCAGCAGAAGCAGUGUUUACUCCCCUGAAAGCAGUGUGAGAAAAACUGGCUCCUAUAUUUAUGAGGAAUUCAUGCCUACAGAUGGCACUGAUGUGAAGGUGUACACAGUAGGUCCAGACUAUGCUCAUGCUGAAGCCCGGAAAUCUCCAGCUCUGGAUGGCAAGGUAGAACGAGAUAGUGAAGGAAAAGAAGUGAGGUAUCCAGUCAUCCUGAAUGCAAGAGAGAAGUUAAUUGCUUGGAAAGUAUGCCUUGCCUUUAAACAAACAGUUUGUGGCUUUGAUUUGCUGCGUGCUAAUGGACAGUCCUAUGUCUGUGAUGUGAAUGGCUUCAGUUUUGUGAAAAACUCCAUGAAAUACUAUGAUGAUUGUGCUAAGAUACUGGGAAAUAUCAUAAUGAGAGAACUUGCUCCCCAGUUUCAGAUACCAUGGUCGAUUCCUUUGGAAGCUGAAGACAUUCCUAUUGUGCCAACCACCUCUGGAACAAUGAUGGAGCUUAGGUGUGUUAUAGCUGUAAUACGCCAUGGGGACCGAACACCAAAACAAAAAAUGAAAAUGGAAGUAAAACACCAGAAGUUUUUUGAUCUCUUUGAAAAAUGUGAUGGGUAUAAAUCUGGAAAACUAAAACUGAAAAAACCAAAACAGUUGCAGGAAGUUCUUGAUAUAGCAAGGCAACUUCUUGUAGAACUUGGGCAAAACAAUGAUUCUGAAAUUGAAGAAAGUAAAGCAAAACUUGAACAGCUGAAGACUGUAUUAGAAAUGUAUGGGCAUUUUUCAGGUAUAAAUCGCAAAGUUCAGUUAACAUAUCUUCCACAUGGUUGCCCAAAGACAUCCAGUGAAGAGGAAGAUAACAGAAGAAAUGAGCCAUCCCUGCUUCUGGUUCUAAAAUGGGGAGGAGAAUUGACCCCUGCAGGCAGGGUUCAAGCAGAGGAGCUUGGAAGGGCUUUCAGGUGUAUGUAUCCAGGUGGACAAGGAGAUUAUGCCGGAUUUCCUGGUUGUGGUUUACUUAGACUACAUAGCACUUACCGACAUGAUCUCAAAAUCUACGCUUCCGAUGAGGGACGAGUUCAGAUGACUGCAGCAGCUUUUGCAAAGGGACUCCUGGCCUUAGAGGGAGAGCUGACUCCUAUUCUUGUCCAAAUGGUGAAAAGUGCUAACAUGAAUGGUCUGUUGGACAGUGACAGUGAUUCUUUAAGCAGCUGUCAGCAUCGUGUUAAAGCAAGGCUCCACGAAAUUCUGCAGAGGGACAGAGAAUUCACUGCUGAUGACUACGAUAAGCUGACUCCAUCUGGAAGCAUCUCAUUGAUAAAAUCCAUGCAGAUUAUUAAAAAUCCUGUAAAGACAUGUGAUAAGGUCUAUUCCUUGAUCCAGAGCUUGACUUCUCAGAUCAGGCAAAGAAUGGAAGAUCCAAAGUCUGCAGAUAUUCAGCUGUACCACAGUGAAACACUAGAACUGAUGCUGCGCAGGUGGGCCAAGCUGGAAAAGGACUUUAAAACAAAAAAUGGAAGAUACGAUAUUAGCAAAAUUCCUGAUAUUUAUGACUGUAUAAAAUAUGAUGUGCAGCACAAUGGCUCCCUAAAAUUAGAAAACACGAUGGAAUUAUACAGGCUUUCCAAGGCUUUAGCUGACAUUGUGAUCCCGCAGGAAUAUGGUAUUUCAAAGGCUGAGAAACUAGAGAUUGCCAAAGGUUACUGCACUCCUCUGGUUAGAAAAAUCCGUUCUGACCUUCAGAGAACUCAAGAUGAUGACACUGUAAAUAAACUUCACCCUCUUUACUCCAGGGGCGUUAUGUCCCCUGAACGCCACGUUCGGACACGGCUGUAUUUCACCAGCGAGAGUCACGUCCACUCCCUGUUAUCCACCCUCCGUUACGGUGCCUUAUGUGAUGAAUCAAAAGAUGAACAAUGGAAACGAGCUAUGGAUUAUUUAAACGUUGUCAAUGAACUCAAUUACAUGACACAGAUUGUUAUCAUGCUUUAUGAGGAUCCAAACAAGGAACUUUCUUCAGAAGAACGUUUCCACGUAGAGCUGCACUUUAGUCCAGGAGCAAAAGGCUGUGAAGAAGAUAAGAAUUUACCAGCUGGAUAUGGAUACAGACCUGCCUCCAGAGAAAAUGAUGGCUUGAAGAAAACCUCUCACAGAAAUGAUAGUGAUGAAGAGGCAUACGUGCCUAAAAGAGAUGAAACAGAUCGGUCAGUAGUGAUGUUCAAGCCAAUGGUAUCAGACCCAAUUCACAUACACAGAAAGUCACCACUUCCGAGAUCCAGGAAGAUUGGUUCUGUUGAAGAAGAGAGCCCCCUGAGUGUGUCUAGCCCAGAGUGUAUUGGUACCUGGCUGCAUUAUACCAGUGGUGUGGGUACUGGGCGUCGAAGACGCAGAUCAGGGGAACAAAUCACUUCUUCCCCUGUCUCCCCUAAAUCAUUGGCUUUCACAUCCAGUAUUUUUGGCUCAUGGCAACAGGUCCUAUCAGAAAGCAAUAGUAACUUAAGAACGCCAAGAACUAUUCUGGAACAAAAGCAGAGUGGUCUAGGGUCUCACUGUGCGGGCCUGUUUAGCACCUCAGUGCUCGGGGGUUCUUCAAGUGCACCUAACCUACAGGAUUAUGCUCGUACUCAUCGUAAAAAGCUGACUUCUUCUGGCUUCAUAGAUGACACCACACGCGGUUCUGCUGUUAAAAGGUUUUCUAUCUCAUUUGCUCGACACCCAACCAAUGGUUUUGAACUAUAUUCCAUGGUGCCUUCUAUUUGCCCUUUGGAAACUCUACACAACUCUCUGUCUUUGAAGCAGGUGGAUGAAUUUCUUGCCUCUGUUGCUGCUCCAUCAAGGGAGAAUCUACAGGAGACAUCUUCUCCAUCUUACAUGAUCCCACUGUCAGGACGAAAAGUUCCUUUAAACACAUACACCCCUGCAAAAAUUCAGCCAACACCGCUUGAAACUUUGCCUGAAAGAAUAGCAAUAGAGAAAACAACCUUAUCUACCCCUGGAUCUUCUGUUUGUGUAUCAAAUGUUAAGCUAUCUCUUGAAGAGGCCUCACUAGAUGCAGAACUUAGUGGUGAAAAGCUUUCUGAGAAGAAAUAAAACUGAUUAUAAAUAACUGGAAGCAACUUUUUAAACAACACUUCAGUGUGCAUUCAUCUAAAUUACUCAUCUUUCAAAAGCCAUUCAUGUCUGUAGUUCAUAGUGCACUUAGGAAUCUUCAGUUUCUAUAUGGCUAACUGGUGUGCACGCUACAUAUUUAGGUCAAACAUCUUUUCUCAUGUUCUAUAACACUUCAGGAAAUAGCUUUUUCAGUUUGAAUGACACACCUUUAAUGGAAAGGCUGCACAUGAACCUCUUCAGUGUCUUAAAACAUUUACUGUAAGCUUGUACAAAAAAGAAAAUGCCAAUGCAGUGGUAUAUCUUACACUGGCUCUGUUGGUGUCACUGUAGAGAAAGCAUUAUCUGUUGACAUUAUUUUCAUGGGUUUGUAAUCCUCUUCUGAAUUUAUUUUCUGGGCUGAAAGGCAACACACAUCAUGGCCAGAAGCUUUUUUUUUGUUGUUGUUGUUUUGGGGUUUUGAUGUGUUUUUUUUUUUAAUUUAAUGACAUUUCCAAAGAUAUCUCUUUUGCCUGUUUGGAUGGUAAGCAGAUGUUUUCUGCAUUUGAUUUUAUAUCAUAUAUGCUGCAAUAAUUAGGCAUGGUAGAGUGAGUUAAUGUUUCGUCACUUUUGACUCUUAUUUUUGUUUUGGUUUAUGUUUACAUCAGACAUGUAACAUUCAAAUACACAUUCUCAUAUGUUGUUUAGUAUACAUACUUGUAUACGGGUACCUGUAUGUCAUCCAGCAGAUAAAACUGGUUUUAAUAUGUUUUAUCAAAACCUUUUGUUUACUGAAAAGGCAGUUUUAUUUGCUUUGCCAUAUGUUUCUACAAAAAGGUGAUAUUUAAAAGCAGGUUUUGUAAAAAGAGAAAUGGUUACAGCUGAUCUGCUAGGAAGUUUAUCCUAUAAAUUGUAAAUAUUCCAUCUAUGUUUUGUUAUCAUCCCUUCAGGGUAGACAGAGAUUGUGGUCUACCAGAAUUCAGUGCUUACUGUUGCAAAAUACUCAGGAUUCAUCAUGGCCUGGGGAUAUUUUUCUCCUUCUCCUUCUCCUUCUCCUUCCCCUUCCCCUUCCCCUUCUCUUUUCCCUUCCCCUUCUCCUCCUCUCGUUUCUUUCCUUCCAGUCUAGGUGGUUGACAGCAGCUCUUAUGACAAAACCAACCAACCAAAAAAAACAAACAAAUGGUUCCCUAUUUUGCAAGAGCUGUGAGAAGCAUUAGAAAUUAGUGGAGCUUUGAGUUACUGGGUUAUGUUAAACUCAUCCAGUCUCAGCAGUUAUUGUGAUUUUAUCUGUGGCAUGAAAAAGUAUUGAAUUACUAUUAUUAUCUCAAAUGUAUACGAAUGUUGUCCACUUUUGUAAGUUCAAGUGGCAGUCUACUAAUAAGAGACUUCAUAAACUACAAGUUAAGUAAUUCCUUUCACAUUUGGGUUACAGAAGACAGCUUCUGAGUAAUAUUUUUGGGUAGGGUUCUUACACCAGACCCAGUGCAACUGUAAUUAAAUUCACUUUGCCUUGGAGUCUGUUUUCAGUGUUUACUACAUAUGAAAUGGCUUCAGUAGGCUAAUUCUAGAAAUGCUGGGUAAAUACCAAAAAUAUGAAGGGUUUCACAGCUACGUACUUAAAACAUUUAAUGUUCUGUAGUGUAAUUGUGUAAUUGACAGUGGUAGUUUUGCACAUGAUGAAUGUAUCCUUGUUUACUGUUUUAAAAUACUGUUAAAAUUUAAGCAUAUCAUUCCAGUCAACCAAAGCUGUGGCAUAAUUUUUUUAAUGUGCUCUUAAAUAAAAAGGUAACUGGCAACCUA
Molecule: messenger RNA, 5868 nt
Organism: Pogoniulus pusillus (Red-fronted tinkerbird)
Lineage: Eukaryota; Metazoa; Chordata; Aves; Piciformes; Lybiidae
Gene: PPIP5K2
Product: diphosphoinositol pentakisphosphate kinase 2
Exons: 31
Coding region: 322-4071 (1249 amino acids)
Biological process (GO): inositol phosphate biosynthetic process; inositol metabolic process
Cellular component (GO): cytosol
Molecular function (GO): 5-diphosphoinositol pentakisphosphate 1-kinase activity; diphosphoinositol pentakisphosphate kinase activity; inositol hexakisphosphate kinase activity
Source: RefSeq, a predicted model, not a curated record